Molecule: messenger RNA, 2132 nt
Organism: Lutra lutra (Eurasian river otter)
Lineage: Eukaryota; Metazoa; Chordata; Mammalia; Carnivora; Mustelidae
Gene: CCR9
Product: C-C motif chemokine receptor 9
Exons: 3
Coding region: 380-1477 (365 amino acids)
Biological process (GO): chemotaxis; immune response; G protein-coupled receptor signaling pathway
Cellular component (GO): membrane
Molecular function (GO): C-C chemokine receptor activity
Source: RefSeq, a predicted model, not a curated record
AGGGCUCUGAACCCCUCUGGGAGAGGGACCCAGCCCUUGUCCCCAUGUCCUUGCCACCUGGUUAUCCUGCAGAGUCUGGGCCCAGAGGGUUCUCAAGUUGACCUCCCUCCCGUGAUCUUCAGGAGCCCCCUGGUUGAUAAAAUAAGGGUGGGACAUUUAGCAAAACAGACCAUGAUUGCGAAGUUACGUCAAGAGAGAAAGAACUAAUGUGAAAAGGACGUGCUGGAAAACGUUAAGGCCCCAAAGGGCUCUCAGGGGAGCGGUCUCUCUUAUUCCUAUGUUAACGACCAAGGUGUUCAUUGCCGUUCUUUUUUGCAAGGCAGACCCCUUUUUGAUUCGUGUCCUCUCUUUUGAGAAGUGAGCUUGAAUCUUAUCCAUCAUGGUGGCCACAGAAUUCACGACCUUCUUCUCUAACAUAUCUGACGACUACAACUACCACUCCACGUCUACCACGGAUGAUGACCUUGAGAACCUUUUCUGUGAGAAAAGCCACGUCAGGCGGUUUGCGAGCUACUUCCUCCCCCCCUUGUACUGGCUUGUGUUCAUCGUGGGCGCUGUGGGCAACAGUCUGGUCAUCCUCGUCUACUGGUACUGCACACGGGUCAAGACCAUGACCGACAUGUUCCUCUUGAAUCUGGCAAUCGCUGACCUUCUCUUUCUCAUCACCCUUCCCUUCUGGGCCAUCGCCGCCGCCGACCAGUGGCGGUUCCAGCCCUUCCUGUGCAAUGUGGUCAACAGUUUGUACAAGAUGAACUUCUACAGCUGUGUGCUGUUGAUCAUGUGCAUCAGCGUGGACCGGUACAUCGCCAUCGCUCAGGCCAUGAGAGCCCAGACCUGGAGGCAGAAAAGGCUCCUGUACAGCAAAAUGAUCUGCCUCACCGUCUGGAUAGUGGCGGCCACGCUCUGCAUCCCAGAAAUCCUGUACAGUCGACUCAAGAGGCAAUCGGACAUUACCAUCUGCACCAUGGUUUACCCCAGUGACCAGAGCACCAGAGUGAAGUCCACGGUCUUGACCCUGAAGGUCCUCCUGGGCUUCUUCCUCCCUUUCGUGGUCAUGGUGUGCUGUUACACCAUCAUCAUUCACACUCUGUUACAAGCCAGGAAGUCCUCCAAGCACAAGGCCCUGAAGGUGACCAUCACGGUCCUUACAGUCUUUGUCCUGUCUCAGUUCCCCUACAACUGCAUUCUGUUGGUGCGGACCAUCGAUGCCUACACCAUGUUCAUUUCCGACUGUGCCAUUUCCAUCAACAUUGACAUCUGCUUCCAGGUCACUCAAACCAUCGCCUUCUUCCACAGUUGCCUGAACCCCGUCCUCUACGUCUUUGUGGGUGAGAGAUUCCGCAGGGAUCUCAUAAAGACCCUGAAGAACUUGGGUUGUAUCAGCCAGGCACAGUGGGUCUCGUUCACAAGGAGAGAGGGAAGCGUGAAGCUGUCAUCCAUGCUGCUGGAGACGACCUCCGGCGCUCUCUCCUACUGAGGGGUCUCCGCUCCGACAUGGAAGGCCCUUUUUGGAAAUUACAAGAAAUACGGGUACACCUGUGCCAGAUGCAACUGGAGGGAAACCAAUGAAGAAGAAGAAAAAGGAAGUGGGGAUAAAGAAAAACCCGGAAAGGGAUGAAUUUGGACGAUUGCUUUAGUUAGAAUUUCCAAGCCAGAGUUUUCCAAACUGACUGGCUGUCCCCUGAGACUGUUGCUUGGCUCUUGGCUACAAUGGCUGCAAUUUUCAAAGGAGGACUAACACACGGUCCCACGGAACCCCCUGGCUUUUUGUCACCUGACUGAGCAUUAAUGCAGCUGACCUCGGAGGGGGGGUUUCUGUAACUCCACACCUGCCUGCCGGGUUGACCUGCCCAAGGACUCUGCUUGUCCACUCGUGUCACAGGGGUGGGUCAGCCUGCGGAGAGACCCCGAGAGCCCAAGUUGGCAGAACUGGCUCUGGCUCUGUCUUGGGCUCCCUCUGCCCAGUGGCUUUUGGAAUGGUCUGCUUUGUCUCCUCCCUAUAAAAUGGGUUGGUUUUAUUGAGCCUCUUUUUUCUGAGCUUGCUGGAAGGAUAUCUGCCUCCCUGCUGCUUCUCUUUUUCUUAUUGUACAGUGCUGACCUGUCUAAAGGCUUCCAAUUCUGAGACGAGGCUG